Messenger RNA from Nasonia vitripennis (jewel wasp), 4962 nucleotides. RefSeq lists its product as uncharacterized. NCBI's taxonomy places the organism in Eukaryota, Metazoa, Arthropoda, Insecta, Hymenoptera, Pteromalidae. The record is from RefSeq and is a predicted model, not a curated record. Gene Ontology annotation, molecular function: DNA-directed DNA polymerase activity; nucleotide binding; DNA binding. Gene Ontology annotation, biological process: DNA replication. The coding region runs from base 803 to 2617 and encodes 604 amino acids. The transcript has 2 exons.
UAUCAUUACAGUAAUAUAACGUAUAAUUAUAAAAUCAAAGAAUAUACAUCCGCUAUAUUCUAUGACAGUGAGAAUACUUUUUUAAACAACUGUUUUUCUCGCUAUACUUCUUACAUUUUUAUUAAAAAAGUGUAAUCAAAUAUCGGUUAAUAUUUUGUUUUAAUUUAUUCGACAUCAAAGAGAUUUUAAUAUUCAUGUGUUGUAUGCAUCACUACCUUAAAAUACAUAUAACGUUUAUUAUAAAAAGUAAGCGCUGUAUUUUUAACAUAAAAUUGUUUUACAUUUCAGCAUUAGAAAAUUUAUUAGCCGACAUAACCUCUGAUGAAGAUGAUGAUGAUAUUACAGAAUACACAUCAAGUGAAAAUGUUGAACAUACGUCAUCGGAUGAAGGUGAGGAGGAGGAAGAGGAGGAGGAGGCAGAGAGAGAGGCAAGUGAGACGGAGGAUACAGCGCAAGCGGGGAAUGCUGUAGCCGAUGUACAGUUUGUCCCGGCUGAAAUGGUGGCGGUGAGCGCUGCCGAUGCACACGGAGAGGAGUUGCGGGUGGGGGAGAGCGAAACCGUAAGGAGAGAAGCAGCAGCAAUGGUGGCUGCGGCGCCUGCAGCGGUGCGUCUUUAGGUGAAUGAGGCGAUGGAGGAUGAAGGUGAAGCAGUAGAGAGAGCGCAGAAUGACCACGAUGCUAGAGCAGAAGAGGCUGAAGAUGCACCUGCCAAUAGGGAUUCUCAGCAAAUGGUUAGGUUGACCACCUUCUUGCCACAUGUACAGAGCCAACAGCUGCUGCUAAUAAUAUUCUACAGCGCUUGAUGGAGCGAGCAUCUGAUGAAAGCGAAAAUAUUAUUGAGUAUGCGCAGCAUCCAUGUGUCAAAAGACGGCAACAAAUCCUCGACUUUUUGGCCCGGCCAGUAGAACCCGAAAAAAUGCGGUACACAAGAAGAAGCGCUGGAGGAUUGGUCACCGAGCAUUUUUUUAACCAGGGAAAUCCAAGAGAUCGUCAAAUUAAUGAACAACAUAAUCACUCUGACGAUUCAUCUUGUUCUUCUUCUACAACCAUUUUUCCCUUAUCUACAUCAUCUUCGAACACCAAUACUUCUGUAGAAUCGCAGGAUUACGAGGCCGAUGAAAGUGAUUUUUCUAUUCAAGUUGGUAGAGGACAAAGAAGAAGAAUUGAAAAUUCAAGCAGCAAUAAUGAUGAUUUGUCUGACUACGAACAAGAGGGUAAUCAGCCCAGUGAGGAGAAUGAGGAGGCGGAGGAGGAGAUCAGCAAGGAGGAUGAUGAGAGAAGCGAAACAGACGAUAAUAUGAAUUAUCAAGGAGUCGAUGAGGAAGGAGAUGAGGAUAUCCAGCCUCCUGGUAAUCGUUUUGAUAUUUUCCAACAAUAUUCGCAUUAUAUAUCUAAGUAUAAAAUAGAAGGUAGACGUAUUGUGCUAAAAAUAAGAUCUCCACCGAAGGAUGGAUCUAUAAAUCCGAUAGUUUGGUUGGAGUUAGUUAUUCGCGAUAUUUAUUCUUAUAUAAUUUCAUUAUGUAAUGAAAACGACAUGAUUGGCGUCUCCGUUAGAAGUUUAAAUUUUGCACGAGGUCCGGGUGGGUUAUCUUUACGAUUAGUAAAUAAUUUUUUUUACAAUGAUUUAUGGAAUUUAAUAAGCGGAUUAGCUCAGAGUAAUGAGGAUUUUCAAAUAGAUGAGAGCUUUAUUCUAACAUUAACACUUGUUAAUAUACCUAAUGGUGGCCGAGGUGGAAGUAGAAAGAGGAUAAAUGUUGACAGCUUAGCUCAGAGAUCGGUUGUAUCUAUAAGAAAUAACGAUAAUUUAUGCUUGCCAAGAGCUUUAAUUGUCGGGGAGGCUUUUAUGAUGUAUAAAAAAUUCUUUUCAAACGAAGCCAUUGAUACUUGGAAUAUUGUCAGAGAUAGCAGACGUGGUAUGCAAAAAGAGCGUGCAAAUCUCCUUACUAUUAAUGCAAACGUCGUAAUUCCUGCAAACGGGUGCGGUAUACGAGAAAUAGAGACGUAUCAGCGAUAUUAUGUUGCAAAAAAUAUCGUUAUUGUAAUAUACGAUAGUUUAUCUUUUGGAAGUGGAGAACCGCCCUUUUACGAUGGAAGACCUCUGUUAAAUUCAAAUUCUUUUGACGUUAUAAAUCUUUUGUACGACGCGCGAAGGCGUCAUUUCGAUACAAUAUUAAAUUUAACCGGUGCUGCACGCAAUCGUUUUUUCUGCGAACAUUGUAAUAAAAGCUAUAGAUACGUAGAUGAGCAUAGAUGCACAGCCAAAUGUGACAAGUGUUUUUGUGCGCCAACGUGUAAUUCUAAUAUAGAUAUUAUAAAGUGUGUAGAAUGUAACCGAGAAUUUUACGGACAAAUAUGUUUCGACCGUCACAAAAUAGAUGGCUCAUACAAAAAAAAUAAUAAAAAAAUAUGCGAUGUAGUAAAAGUUUGUAAUAUGUGUUGCAAACGAAUUAAUAUCUACAAGUCAAAGCACGAGUGUGGAAUCAAUUGGUGCAACUUAUGUCGUGAAAAACAUGAUGUAAAUCAGCUCUGUUAUAUUCAACCUAUUGGACGUAAUGUUAACGCACAGAUUAAUCGUAAAUCCCCAAAGAAAAACUUAUUUAUUUUUUAUGACUUUUAGACGCGUCAAGAUUCUGCUUACCGUGAACAUACAGAGAUAAAAAUACACAUUCCAAAUCUAUGUGUUGUACAACAGGUUUGCGAUGAUUGCAUGGAUGAUGAAAAUAUAAAUAUACUAUGCCAUAGGUGUGGUGUAAGAGAGCAUAUAUUUCGCGAUGAUCCAGUUAAACAAUUAAUAGGUUUGACAGUACGCGAGAAAACUACCUUCGAUCAAAUAAUUUGUAUUGCUCAUAACUCUCGUGGGUUUGAUGCGCAAUUUAUUUUGAGAGAAAUCGUUGAAAAUACCUCAAUAGUACCGAAUGUAAUAUUGAAUGGACAAAAUAUAAUUAUGCUUCAAUGCGGGCGAACAAAAUUUAUUGAUAGUUUAAACUAUUUUCACAUGAAAUUAAGUGCUUUACCACAAACCUUUUCUCUACCGCCAGCUAGCAAAAAAAAGGUGGAUAUCGACGCACUGAUAAUCAUUCGCAAAAGUCAAUACAGUGGCUGUUACAGUGUGAACGUGAGAUUGGUCGGGAAAUCAUACACGCGGGUAGAGCACGUGAAUUUAUGCUUCCAGAAGGGUUUCGUGUAGAUGGCUAUUUACCUCCGGAAAAUGAUAAUGCUAAAGGUAUUGUCUUUGAAUAUCAAGGCUGUUACACACACGGUUGCCCUAUUUGCUUUAAUAAACGACGAGAUAAAAUAAUGUCAUACGGUAGAACUAUGGAUGAGUCGUACGAGAAUACUUUUCGGAAAAUUCAAAAAAUAAAAGCCCUGGGUUACGAAGUUCGAGAGAUAUGGGAAUGUACUUUUGAUCGGAUAAAAGCAAAGAAUCGCGAAAUCUACGAAUAUGUAACACAGCAUCCUCUUAUGAGUCGUAUAACGUUGAAUCCGCGCGAUGCUUUUUUUUGAGGUAGAACGGAAAAUAUAGUUACUGAGUACACGAUCGGAAAUAACGAAAAAAUUCAAUAUACAGAUAUAUGCUCUCUUUAUCCGUAGGUGUGUAAAAGAGGUCGAUUUCCCGUAGGACAUCCGCGAAUUUUAAUUGGUGAAGACUGCAACGAAUUAACGCAGGGGAAUAACAAUAAUCUCAACAAUAUUGAAGGAUUAGUUAAAUGUAGUAUCUUACCACCGCGCGACCUGCACAUUCCACUCUUACCAAUUAAAAUGCACGGACGUCUUCUUUUUGCUCUUUGCCGCUCAUGCUGCGAAGAAAUGCAGCAGUGUGACUGCAAUCACGAAGACCCAAAAAUGCGUGAAUUCACGGGCACCUGGGUUGCUGAUGAGUUGCGUAAAGCUGUUGAACUCGGUUACAGUAUUACGAAAAUUUAUAUUAUUUGUCAAUAUGAGAUAACACAAUAUAAUCAAAUUGAUGGUAGCGGAGGUCUUUUUGCUGAAUACGUAAAUACUUUCUUAAAAAUCAAGCAAGAGGCUAGCGGAUGGCCCUCAUGGUGUACUGAUGAAGCAACUAAAUUACAAUACAUUGAACAGUAUAGACUCGAUGAGGGUAUAACUUUGGCUAAAAAUAAUAUCGAAAAAAAUUCAGGGUUACGAGCUGUUGCUAAGCUCUGCUUAAAUUCGUUUUGGGGUAAGUUUGGACAACGGAGUAAUUUGAAACAAACUGAAGUUGUAAAAUCACGUGAAUCUCUUUUAAAACUUCUUACUUGUCCGGAAAGAGAUGUUAAUGAUAUACUAGCAAUUAAUGAUAAGAUACUGUACGUGAAUUGGCAAUACAAGGAUGAGACUGUCACUCCUGCCCCGCAUACGAGUGUCGUGAUUGCGGCUUACACCACUGCUCACGCACGUUUAGAACUAUAUAAUUACUUGAGAAGGUUGGGUGAUCGUGUUCUUUAUUAUGACACAGAUUCUUGUAUAUUUGUUUCGCAUGACGAUGCUCCGGAUGAGUAUAAACCUUUUGUUGGCUCUAAACUAGGUGAUAUGACAGAUAAACUUUGUGGUUAUGGUGAGAAUACGUAUAUAAGUAAUUUUGUUUCGGGAGGACCAAAGUUUUACGCUUACACAGCUGUAACACCCAAUAAAGAUGAUAAAAUUGAAUGUUGUAAAGUAAAAGGUAUCUCAUUAAACUUCUCAAACGGUGUCAAAAUUAAUUUUGAUAGCAUUAAGAAUUUGAUUAACGAUGCCUUUGCAACCGAAGAUCACGAAUCUGAAAAAAUGAAUGAUGAAUGUAGUAAAAUACGCUUAAAAUUCAAAGCUAUCAGAAGAACUAAAAUGCAUGAAGUUUUAACGCGUGAAGAAUCGAAAACAUGUUGUGUUGUAUUGAAAAAACGACGAUACCUUACGUCACGUAAGUCUCUACCUUUUGGAUAUAAGAAUAAUUAACUUUUUGGAUGUAUUUAUUGUAAAUAAAAA